Suncus etruscus (white-toothed pygmy shrew) is the source of this 879-nucleotide messenger RNA. RefSeq names its product olfactory receptor 476-like. The record is from RefSeq and is a predicted model, not a curated record. NCBI's taxonomy places the organism in Eukaryota, Metazoa, Chordata, Mammalia, Eulipotyphla, Soricidae. Gene Ontology annotation, cellular component: membrane. Gene Ontology annotation, molecular function: olfactory receptor activity; G protein-coupled receptor activity; odorant binding. Gene Ontology annotation, biological process: G protein-coupled receptor signaling pathway; sensory perception of smell.
AUGGCAUCGAAGCAGAAUCAAACCACAGUAUCAAGAUUCAUCCUGCUGGGCCUCACCAGCAAGGAAGACCAGAAGCCAGUCCUCUUUGCCAUCUUCCUGCUGAUCUACUCGGUGACUCUCGUGGGCAACCUGGGCAUGAUCGACCUGAUCCGCACCAGCUCUGCCCUCCACACCCCUAUGUACUUCCUCCUAAACGUGCUCUCCUUUCUUGACAUCUGCAACUCCUCUGUCUUCACUCCAAUGCUCGUCAGCCUCCUGACCACCGACCAGUCCAUCUCCUUUGCAGCUUGUGUGGUCCAGAUGGCCCUCAUGAUCCUCCAUGGCACCGGGGAAUGUCUGCUCCUGUCCAUCAUGGCUUAUGACCGAUUUGUGGCUAUUUGCCACCCUCUCCUCUACCACACCAUCAUGUCCAAGCGCCUGUGUGUUCAGCUGGUGGUGCUCACCUAUGUUGGGGGUGUGUUCAUUUCCUCUCUACAGACAGGAAAUGUGUUCGCCUUGCCCUAUUGUGGUCCCAAUCUCAUUGAUCACUAUUUCUGUGACAUCCCCCCGGUUUCUGUCAUCUUGGUCUCUUAUGCCUAUAUUCUGGUUACAAUCUACAGGAUGAGGUCUCUGGAGGCCCAGCGCAAGGCCUUCUCCACCUGUGCCUCCCACCUCACUGCCCUCUGCCUCUUCUACGGAACCGUGUUUCUUGUCUAUGUUCAGCCCAACCCUGAAAGUGCAUCUGCCUAUAACAAGAUUCUCUCUGUGUUCUAUACCAUUGUGAUCCCCAUGUUGAAUCCCCUCGUCUAUAGCCUGAGGAAUAAAGAUGUCAAGGCAGCUCUACAAGUUAGAGUUCUUAACCUAAGAAGAAAAGGAAUUUGUUCCAAAGGUGUCUGGUAA